AUGAAAGAACGAGAUGAGAUUCAGAAAACUCCUUGGAAUACAAAACCAUUGAGUAUAUUUACUGCUUUUGUGUGGUCUCGAAGUAAAACAUUUUCGUAUGCUUUACCAUCGUUAGAUGUAACACAUGACAAAUUUGUUGUUAGUUCUGCUUUGGAAAUAAUAUUGAAUCAUCUUGAAUCAGUUAUUCCUAAUGUUAAAGAGAUAAAUUGUUUUUCUGAUGGUGCUGCUUCUCAAUUUAAACAACGUUUUCAUUUUCGAAAUUUAGUAAGAAUAGCUAAUGAACGAAGAAUUGAUUUAAGUUGGCACUUUUUUGCAACAUCUCAUGGAAAAGGUGUAGUUGAUGGAAUAGGAGGUACCGUAAAGCGUCUCGUUUGGUCAUCUAUAUUAGCAAGUGGUGUCUGUCGUUCAGCUGAAGACUUCAUUAAGUUGCCAAUGAAAGAGACCAACAAAAUAGUUCUUAUAGAGAUAAAAAUCAGUGAUAUUAAUACAUCAAAGGCUAAACUUGAAAGUAUUUUUAAAGCAGUUAAAACUGUUUCAGAAACACAAAAAGUGCAUUCGGUCAAAGUAAUCGAUAACAACACAUUGGAGUUACGGUAUUAUUCUACAUGUUCUCAGAAAAAAAACAUGAAAUAUUGA
Rotaria sp. Silwood2 is the source of this 636-nucleotide messenger RNA. The record is from the annotation of a GenBank genome assembly. Lineage: Eukaryota; Metazoa; Rotifera; Eurotatoria; Philodinida; Philodinidae.